CAGCACCACUCAUCUCAUGCAAUUCUAUUCCUUAGUCUUCUUUCUCUUUCUCACUCAAUUUCUUUCUUUCUCUCUCUAAGUUAUCAGCACAAAGAAUGGAAGGAGGAGCUGCUGCUGCCGUUGAAGUUCUAGUUCAAAACCUCAUCGACCUUUCCAAGAAAGAGAUCUCUCAAAUCCGAGGUCUCCACAAAGAUGCAGCAAAGCUAGCUGGGAGUCUCGACGUGAUCAAAAAUUUCUUGAAGGAUGCCGAGACGCGUGACAUCACCAGUGAUGCUGUCAAGAGCUGGCUGAAGAAGCUUGAAAACGAGGCGUUCGAUGCUGACAAUGUUUUGGAUGAACUCAACUAUCAUAUUCUCUCCAAAAAAAUUAAGGCCACCAAACCCAUGAAGGCGAAGGUACUAUCAUGCUUCUCAUCAUCCUUCAGUUCUAUUGCGCGUCCAAGAAAAAUGGCUGUUAAAAUCCAAGAAAUCAAUGAGAAUUUGGAGUCUAUUAAGAAAGAGGCCACCGAGCUUGGCCUCAUAGCGAAGCUUGAAAAUGAGCCCAUCUUGGUUAAUACUGCUAUUUUUGAAACUGAUUCAUUCACUGAUGAUCCUAUUUUCAUUGGAAGAGAUGAUGUUGCGUCGAAAAUAGUUGGGAUGCUCAUGAAUGGCAUCAAAACUGAUGAACGUGCAGUUUCCAUCCUUCCAAUUGUGGGGAUGGGGGGAUUGGGGAAGACGACAUUGACUAGGAAAGUGUUCAAUCGUCUGAAGAAUGAGACUCAGUUUGGAUCAUAUUUGUGGGUGCAUGUUUCCCCAAAUUUUGAUGCAAUAACUCUUUUCAAGAAAAUUCUCAAUAACUUGACAUCUUGUCAAGUUGAAAUUGCGAGCAGGGAAGAUAUUCUUGCAAAGCUUAAAGAAGCUUUGAAAGAUAAAACUUAUCUUCUUGUGCUUGAUGAUGUAUGGAACCAAGAUGGUUUGAAAUGGGAAGAUUUUAUGAAUUCUUUUUCGGGAGUUAGUUGUGUCAAGGGAAAUGCCAUCGUUGUUACUACCAGAAAUAUGGAGGUGGCUUCAAUUGUGAAUACACUUCAUAUACAUGAGUUGAAAGGCUUAUCGAAGGAAGAGUGUUGGUCAAUAAUAAGAGCAAAAGCCUUCGGAAAAAAAGAUGUUCCAUCAGAAUUUGAGGCCAUUGGGAGAAAGAUAGCAAGAAGGUGUCAAGGUUUGCCAUUAGCUGCCAACAUAGUUGGGGCAGUGCUACGCAAUAAAUCCGAGGAAAAAUGGCGUUCAGUCGAGGAGAAAUGGCUUUCAGCCGAUGAAGGAGGUGAUAAUAUCACAAAUAUAUUGAGACUGAGCUUUGAUAAUUUAUCUCUGCCAUCACUUAAGAAGUGCUUCGCAUACUGUGCGAUGUUUCCUAAAGGCUCCCAAAUCAGUAAACGGAAACUGAUUGAGUUUUGGAUGGCAGAAGGUUUUCUUCCAGCUGAUGAAAGGGAUGAGAUGGAGUCCGUGGGCGAAAAAUUUAUCAACGUUCUUCUGCACAACUCUUUACUGCAAGUGUCAAAGAGAGAUCGUCACGGAAAUGUAGAAGAGUGUGGCAUGCACGAUCUUGUGCACGAUCUCGCUUGUUCUGUUUCAAGCUCCUCUAACAGUACAGGUGGUAGCAGCCGAGUUCGAUACAUGACUCUCGGAGACAACUAUUGUGGCGACGAAUCAAAUCGUAUCCCAAAAGAAAUGGCAAAGUCUUUGCGUACAUUACUAAUAACAUCCAAAGGUGAUAUUUCUGAUGUCAACUUCUCAGACUUGGAAAGUUUGCAUGUUUUAAAGCUUCACUCUGAAGUUAAAAAGCUGCCAAGUUCGAUUCGGAAGUUGAUACAUUUGAGAGAUUUUGACAUUUCAAAGACAAGUAUUGAAGUUUUGCCGGAUUGGAUUGGUGAAUUCUUUCACUUGCAGACGUUGAGAGUAGAGUCAGGAUGGUUGAGAAAACUGCCAUGUACGAUUAAGUACUUGAUUAACUUGAGGCAUCUUUAUAUUGACUGGAGGGUAGAGUUGCCUAUGGGAAUUGGGAGAUUAACUUCUCUCCAAACGCUAACGCACUUUCCAGUGGGCGAUGAGAAUGGCUGCAAAAUUGAAGAGCUCGGAAGUUUGAAUAAUCUUAAAGGAGAGGUAAGGAUUUGGAAACUCGAAAGGGUUCAUGACAAGGAAGAGGCUGGGAAAGCCAAUUUAUUCAAAAAGUCAAAAAUAUUGAAGUUGUGUUUGAUGUGGGGUGAAGACAGAGAAGGUGAAAGAAAUGAUGAGGAUGUAUUGGAAGGCCUUCAACCUCACUCACAUCUGAGGGAGUUAGUGAUUGAUGAAUUCAAUGGAAAAAGAUUUCCAUUAUGGACUCGGAAGAUGGCAGUUCGACAUAUGCCCGGAGGCUCUUGGGUGGUACUUAACAAUUUAUUGUCGUUAUCACUCAUUCGCUGCAGAGAAUUUGAAGAGAUCCCAAUGUUGGGGCACUUGCCAAAUCUCAAGUCCCUUCAGUUGCAUGAAUUGAGUAAUUUGAAGUAUAUAAAUUCUUCAUUCUACGGAAUGGUGAACAAGGACACACGCAUUGUUUUUCCAGCUCUCGAGAAGUUCACAUUGGAAGACAUGCCUAUGCUGGCAGAGUGGGCAGAAAUAGAAAUUUCGGAUGGAAGUGAAGUGAAGCUAUUUCCUCGCCUCAAACAUUUGGAAAUCAAUGAGUGCGAGCAAUUGAUGAGUGUUCCAAGUUUGGGGCAGUUGCCCAAUCUCAAGUCCCUUGUGUUGAUUGGAUUGAGCAAUUUGAAGUGUAUAAAUUCAUCAUUCUACGGAAUGGUGAACAAGGACACCCGCAUUGUUUUUCCAGCUCUCGAGAGGUUGGAAUUGAAAGACAUGCCUAAGCUGGCAGAGUGGGCAGAAAUAGAAAUUUGGGAUGGAAGUGAAGUGGAGGUAUUUCCUCGCCUCCAACAUUUGCAAAUUAUUGGUUGCGAGCAAUUGAUGAAUGUUCCAAGUUUGGGGCAGUUGCCCAAUCUCAAGUCCCUUCGGUUGGAAGCAUUGAGCAAUUUGAAGAGUAUAAAUUCUUUAUUCUACGGAAUGGUGAACAAGGACUCACGCAUUGUUUUUCCAGCUCUCGAAAAGCCUGAAUUGCGAUCCAUGCCUAUGUUGGCAGAGUGGGCAGAAAUAGAAAUUUGGGAUGGAAGUGAAGUGGAGGUAUUUCCUCGCCUCCAACAUUUGGAAAUUAAGAAUUGCGAGCGAUUGAUGAAUGUUCCAAGUUUGGGGCAGUUGCCCAAUCUCAAGUCCCUUGAGUUGAGAUGGUUGAUCAAUGUGAAGUGUAUAAAUUCAUCAUUCUACGGAAUGGUGAACAAGGACACACGCAUUGUUUUUCCAGCUCUCGAAGAGCUCAGAUUAGAAUACAUGCCUAAGCUGGCAGAGUGGGCAGAAAUAGAAAUUUCGGAUGGAAGUGAAGUGAAGCUAUUUCCUCGCCUCCAACAUUUGACAAUUUACAAGUGUGAGCAAUUGAUGAGUGUUCCAAGUCAUGUCUCGUCAUGCCUUGAAUUUCUGUGGAUUUAUAAGAUCGGUGUGGAAUGUCUGCCAGCUGAUUGGUUAUUGAGUAACAGCGAGACUCUCUCUUCUUUGGAAAUAGAUAACUGCCCGAAUUUGAGAGAAAUAUCAGAUAGGUGGGGAGAAGAAGAAUCAGAAGGAAGAAGCUUCACAAUCACAUACCUCCCUAAAUUCCCUCGUCUAACAUUUUUGGGAAUUCAUGAUUGCCCGCAAUUGAAGAGUGUUCCAAGUCAUGUCUCGUCAUGCCUUCAACAUUUGUCAAUUAAUGGGAUCGGUGUGGAAUGUCUGCCAGCUGAUUGGUUAUUGAGUAACAGCGAGACUCUCUCUCAUUUGUCGAUAGGUUGGUGCCCGAAUUUGAGAGAAAUAUCAGAUAGGUGGGGAGAAGAAGAAUCAGAAGGAAGAAGCUUCACAAUCACAUCCCUCCCUAAAUUCCCUCGUCUCACAUAUUUGUUUAUUCGAGGCGUUCCUAACUUAAGUUUGGAGACUGUGGAUGCAAUGCGGCGCCUCCAAAUUGAUGGAAUCAAAUACAUUGAGCCGUGACGUUUGAUUCUGAGGAAAGUGAAGAGAUCUAGUGAAGAAGGAAUAAGUGUGUCUCCCAUUUUCUCCAUGAUGACUUAAGUUGCUCAACCUCUUUUCAUAAUUUUUUUGUAAUUCCAUAUCUAUUCUUUCUUUAAACUUUAGUUGAUAGGAUUAUUAUGUCGAUGGUUGAAGACGAUGCAUGUUUGGAUACCAAUUUGUUUCACAAUUCAUAUGAUUCUCGAAGACUCAAACUUUAUUGAAACGAUGAAAUCGAAAGAGUCUUUUUCUGGGAAAGAGCUAAUAUGAAGUUUAGUUUAAUCCCUUGGAUCUUUGGCUAAAGUGAAUCCUGUAUAGUUGAUUUGUUGUCUACAUUUCAGGUGGAUUUGGAGGGGCAUUUUUUGUAACUGUCAAGCUCUUAUUGAGCCAUUUUGAGCUUUGUUAUAGAUUUUCUAAUAGAAUCAAAUAAAUUUCAAAAUGACAUGAGGAUAUAUGAGAUCCAUUAAUAUAAUUUGUGUAGGACUAAAUGUCUAUCUCUCAAGCAUGUGUCUAUUGUUCUGUUUAUGGUUUGUUUUUAUGAUGUUUUCUUCAAAAGCUAUUAAUUUGAUAUCAUUAUAUCCAACACUCCAGAGUCCAGCCUUAUUGCAGGUUGUUUAUUGUUAGUUACGUCCCAUCAAACUUGAACUAUCUGUUAUUGUUUUAACCUCUGGCAGGAAUAGGAGAGCCUUUGAAGAGCUUGGAUGCGAGGCAGCCUCAACUAGAGGCGCCAAUGAGCUUGCUCGUGGGGACGAACAACAAGCUUGGAUUGUCGCAAAUGGCUCCAAUGUUUUGUCUAAAAAAUUCAGACAACAAUGUUGAAGAUGUGAAGAUAGUGAAACAAGAGGAUUCAGCAGCUGUGGAAGUUGAACUCAAUACCAAAAACAAGGGAAAAGGAAUGUAUGAGAAGAAAAACUCAAAUUUCAGAAUGUCAAUACUAAGUUCGACUCGAUUUGAUCACACCGUUGUUUAAUUAAAUUUCGAACAUGAUUCUUUAAUGAAUGAAUUAAAUUUGAGCAUGUCAA
Molecule: messenger RNA, 5107 nt
Organism: Salvia miltiorrhiza (redroot sage)
Lineage: Eukaryota; Viridiplantae; Streptophyta; Magnoliopsida; Lamiales; Lamiaceae
Product: putative disease resistance protein RGA1
Exons: 2
Coding region: 96-4070 (1324 amino acids)
Biological process (GO): defense response to other organism
Molecular function (GO): ADP binding
Source: RefSeq, a predicted model, not a curated record